UCAAUCAUCAUGCGCGAAAUCAUCAACCUUCAUAUCGGUCAAGCCGGGGUCCAGAUGGGCGCCGCUUGCUGGGAGCUGUAUUGCCUGGAACAUGACAUUAGUCCUGACGGAACCUUGAAUUCUGCAACGAGUGGAAUAGACAAGAGCUUCGAUACGUUUUUCCUCUCGACCCCGACAGGUCGCUGCGUACCACGCAGCGUUUUCGUCGACCUGGAGCCGUCGGUCGUUGACGAACUUAGGAACGGAGCUUACAGGAAGCUAUUCAACCCUGAGAUGUUGAUAACCGGUAAAGAAGACGCCGCGAACAAUUACGCCCGUGGCCACUGUACAGUCGGCAAGGAGAUGCUUCUGAGCAGCACUGAACGCAUCCGGAAACAGGCCGAGCAAUGUGACGGCCUACAGGGAUUCCUGGUGUUCCACUCCUUCGGCGGCGGCACAGGCUCGGGCUUCACAUCUUUGCUGAUGGAGCACAUCUCGCAAGAUUUCGGAAAGAAGAGCCGCUUGGGAUUCGCGAUAUACCCCGCACCCCAAGUUUCGACGGCGGUGGUCGAACCGUACAACGCAGUGCUCACAACACACGCGAAUCUCGGGUAUUUCGACUGUGUUUUCAUGAUGGACAACCAAGCAAUCUACGAACUCUGUCGAAGGAACUUGGCCGUGGAACGACCCACCUACGCAAACCUCAACCGUCUGAUCAGCCAAGCCGUGUCGUCCAUCACGACUUCCUUGCGUUUCUCCGGAGUCCUGAACGUCGAUCUCAACGAAUUCCAGACGAAUCUCGUACCUUUCCCGAGAAUUCACUUUCCUCUGGUUUCGUAUACCCCCAUCAUACCCGCGGACAAGGCGCAUCACGGCCAUCACAGUGUGCUCGAUAUCACGAAUGCCGCCUUCGAGCCUCAAAAUCAAUUGGUUGUUUGCGACUGGACAAAUGGGAAGUACAUGGCUUGUUGCCUUUUAUACCGCGGGGACGUGACGCCGAAAGACGUAAACUACGCCAUCGCGAAAUUGAAGCAGAAACGAAAUAUUCACUUCGUCGAUUGGUGUCCGACCGGAUUCAAAGUCGGGAUAAACUACCAACCUCCAGCGGUGAUCCCCGAUGGCGACCUUGCCAAGGUACCGAGGGCGGUAACAUUGUUGUCGAACACGACCGCCAUGGGAGGCGCUUGGCAGCGGCUCAAUCGGAAGUUCGAUCUGAUGUUUGCCAAGAGAGCGUUUGUCCACUGGUACAUCGGCGAAGGAAUGGAAGAAGCCGAGUUCUGUGAAGCCCGAGAUAAUCUGGAGGCUCUGGGGAGGGAUUACGAGGAAGCCGCUCGAUCAUUCCACAGUAAAACUGAGUCCUCGUAG
This is a messenger RNA of Galendromus occidentalis (western predatory mite), 1344 nucleotides long. Its product is annotated as tubulin alpha-8 chain. The coding region runs from base 10 to 1344 and encodes 444 amino acids. Gene Ontology annotation, cellular component: microtubule. The transcript has 2 exons. Gene Ontology annotation, biological process: microtubule-based process. NCBI's taxonomy places the organism in Eukaryota, Metazoa, Arthropoda, Arachnida, Mesostigmata, Phytoseiidae. Gene Ontology annotation, molecular function: structural constituent of cytoskeleton; GTP binding. The record is from RefSeq and is a predicted model, not a curated record.